AUGCUGGGCACCUUGACGUCCUACGUCAUCAUCCAGGGCUCCGCAUUCACCGUGGACCUGCCCGGAGGCACGUCCGGCCCGGUCACAAAGGAGCAGGGUGACGUUAGGAAGGAAGCCGCCGUCGAGAACAAUUUCGCGCUCGUCGGCUUGAUCUUUUGCGUUAUCGAAUUCGCGUAUUAUUUGUAUAUUCAGGCAUCCGGUGCCAAUGAGGAAGAUGGCCAGGUGGACAAAAAGAUCAUCGACGCGCAAGUGAACGCCCUCAAGAGUAAGAAAACCACCCUACGGGGUGUCAUGGGAGACAUGAGGGAACAACAGUGGACGACAAGAUUGCGUACAAGCACGGACCUAGAGCAGGCGCUCCUCAGCGACGGUGAGACCAAGACUGAGGUUCAGCGCAUGUGCAAAAUAUUGAAUCCCUUCUUCAUGAUUUAUGACGCUGACCACAGUAAGACCAUCGACCGUGAGGAGUUCAGCCAGAUUCUUAGAGAUGUGAACGAGAACGUUUCGAAGGAUUACCAACGGCUGCUUUUUGAUGCCGCCGAUGCUGACCACAGCGGGAGCAUCAGUUUCGAGGAGUUCGUCGCGUGUGUGAUAGCUAUAGCGAUGGGUGAUGGAGAAAUCAACAAGCAGGAACAUAACGAAUCUAGGAAGACAAUUCGGCGCGAGCCCACCAAGCGGGGGAUUUUGCGGAUUGUGGAUAGCACUGGUGACGCUGACGAAGAGGAUGACGACGAGGAGGAGGACGUCAUUCCUGACGACUUGGCUGGAUUGUCGCCCGAGCAGCAGCAGACGCGCAUCAAGCUGCGAUCGUUAUACCAGAUGGGCCUCGGCACUCUUAUUGUCCUCGUGUUCUCGGACCCGAUGGUAGAUCUGCUCGGGGAGAUCGGCAAGCAGGUCGGCGUACCCGCGUUCUACGUGUCCUUCGUGCUGGCGCCCCUCGCCUCGAACUCCGCCGAGCUGCUGGCGGCGUACAACUACGCGCAGAAACGGAGACCGUGA
Molecule: messenger RNA, 999 nt
Organism: Prorocentrum cordatum
Lineage: Eukaryota; Dinophyceae; Prorocentrales; Prorocentraceae
Source: the annotation of a GenBank genome assembly